UCCUGCAGAGAUUAUGAAUGAUGUUAUCAAGAAGGUGAAGAAGAAGGGAGAAUGGAAGGCUUUGAUAGUGGACCAGCUCAGCAUGAGGAUGUUGUCUUCUUGCUGCAAAAUGACUGAUAUCAUGACAGAGGGCAUCACUAUUGUUGAAGACAUUAACAAGCGAAGAGAGCCUCUCCCUUCAUUGGAGUCAAUUUACCUGAUCACCCCAACUGAGAAGUCUGUGCAGACUCUCAUCAAUGACUUCAAAGAUCCCCAUUCAGCGAAAUAUAAAGCGGCUCAUGUGUUCUUUACUGACUCUUGCCCGGACCCCCUUUUUAAUGAAGUGGUGAAGAGCCGUGCCUCGAAAACCAUUAAAACCCUAACUGAGAUCAACAUCGCCUUCCUGCCCUAUGAGUCCCAGGUGUUCUCUUUGGACAAUCCUGAUGCCUUGCAGAGUUUCUACAGCCCUCAUAAGACACAGCUGAAGAACUCUGUGAUGGAACGGUUGGCCGAGCAGCUGGCAACUCUGUGUGCCACACUGAAGGAAUACCCUGCCGUCCGAUACCGAGGGGAGUAUAAAGAUAACGCCACUCUGGCUCAGUUGCUUCAGGACAAACUGGACGCCUACAAGGCAGAUGAUCCCACAAUGGGGGAGGGUCCAGACAAGGCUCGCUCCCAGCUCAUUAUUCUGGACCGAGGUUUCGACCCUGCCUCUCCUGUCCUGCACGAGCUCACCUUCCAGGCUAUGGCCUAUGACCUGCUGCCCAUUGAGAAUGAUGUCUACAAGUAUGACACCAGUGGGAUGGGAGACUGCGAGAAGGAAGUGCUACUGCAUGAAGACGACGACCUCUGGGUGGCGCUACGGCACAAACAUAUUGCUGAGGUCUCUCAGGAGGUGACGCGCUCCCUGAAGGAAUUUUCUGCCAGUAAACGGAUGAAUACUGGAGAGAAGACCACCAUGAGGGACCUGUCUCAAAUGCUGAAGAAGAUGCCACAGUACCAGAAAGAGCUCAGCAAGUACUCGACCCAUCUGCAGUUGGCCGAGGAUUGCAUGAAGCACUACCAGGGAACCGUGGACAAGCUGUGCCGUGUAGAGCAGGAUCUGGCAAUGGGAACAGACGCAGAGGGCGAAAAGAUUAAAGACCCCAUGAGAGCCAUCGUGCCGAUCUUGCUGGACGCCAACGUCAGCACCUACGACAAGAUCCGUAUCAUCCUGCUCUAUAUUUUCCUGAAGAACGGGAUCACGGAGGAGAACCUUAAUAAGCUGAUUCAACACGCCCAGAUCCCUCCUGAGGAUAGUGAGAUCAUUACCAAUAUGGCUCAUCUGGGUGUCCCAAUCAUCACAGAUUCUACUCUCCGCAGAGGCAAGAAGCUUGAUCGUAAGGAGCGUGUGAGCGAGCAGACCUACCAGCUUUCUCGCUGGACUCCACUCAUAAAGGAUAUCAUAGAGGAUGCUAUCGACGAAAAGCUGGACACCAAACAUUAUCCGUACAUCUCGACACGCUCGUCUUCUUCCUUCAGCACUUCUGCAGUCAGGUACGCACGCUCACCAACUGAGCUGAUUUUCAGGGUCAGCAGUAAUGAUCCCGCCGCACUGUUCUGCUUUCAGGACAAACAAGCUAGCACAGCUACUGUAAACAGUAGCAGAGGUUCGACCCAUAUCGUCGCCCCCACCCAGCUUCUGGAUGCUCUCAAGGCCAUGAACAAACCCGACGAGGAGCAGACAAGCUAAAAUCACAAUUUCCUUCCCCCCAACCCCAUCGCCCAGUUACCCUCUCCCUCCCUUCACCCGUCAUCCUGUAAAUCGCACCCGCUCCUAUAUAAAUUGUGUAUGCAUCUUGCUUGAGAGAAAAAAAAAACACAUAGAUGAUUGGUGACAAGUUAAAAAGAAUAUUCUAUAAAUUUAUAUAUAUUUAAAUAUAUAUAAUGUUGAAAUAGAAGAAUCAUUACAAGUGUUCUUCUGUUUUACAAUGGAUGCAAAUGAUUACUGUCAAACUGAGUUUUCCUUAUUAAUUGCCAUUUAAAAACCUUAAAGCACCAAAUGUAAUAUUGUAUGUUAUGGAACCUGCUAGAAUGCGUAAAUGGUAGAUCAAUUUUUGCGUUCGCUCCUUAUUUAACUUGGGUGUGUUUUUUUCCUUGUUUUUUUUAUAGUUUAAAAGUGGUUGGGGGAGGGACUGGCUUGUAUGCAAAUAGACCUGUGAGGGAAAAUAAUGCAUAUCACUUCCUACUCUGAAGGCUAAACUGCCGCCCCGUGUUCAGAUGCUUGGGUUUUAUUGUUGUCUCAUUUUAGAUGUGCAUGCCAUGGACGCUACUAUGUGGCCCUUUUGACAUGCUUUAAAACAUUGGGGGGGAAAAAUAAAUAAAAAAACAUGUUAAGAUGUAAAAAUGAAACUGAGCAUCUUCUGGGACUCCAGUGAUGAAGAGGAAGGAGGCCUAAGGAGUAACAGAUCAAAGCCUCAAGCUGUAAAAGUGAAAGAGACACUGUACAUAGAUAGCGGACGUCACCCCUUCGUCAGGAGCAUUUACUCUUCAUAUACUUUUCUUUUCAUGUCUCCUUCUACAGAGACCUCAUGAUUUAGUGUGAAGAAGGCCGUUGCUUGCAGAUGUUUAAGGAAUUCAAAAAAAGGGCCAGUUGUAUUUCAGUAUUGUAUCUCGUCCGAUUAAGUCUUAUCAUUGGUUAGUAAACAAUGUUUAACUGGGACAUGCACUGAGUAGCGUAUUGUUGUAUGCCAUAUGUUACUGUUUUUUCGUCUCACUGUUGACUGGUGAAAAUUUCUGACUGUGAAGUAGUAAAACUUUCUUUGCCAAUAUGAAGCCACUGUGUUUGUGAUGUAUUAGCUGUAGCUGUAGUGAUAAACUGGGGGAAAAAAUAGGUAAUAUCUAUCUUUCGUUUGUCCGUCUGAUAGUUUCUUUCUGGUGCACUGUUAUAUCUUCCACUGGUGAAUGGCUUUGCAAUGAAACGCAACCCCCUUCUUUAAUGUUUUAGUUUCAGUUUCCUCUUUAAUCUGUUCUGGCAGAAAGGUUGUAUAUUGCACUACGCGUUUCCUGUGAUGCAAACGCUUCUAUGGUUCUCUCUCUUCUUUUAAAUGAUUACCUUAUUUUGGGUUUGCUGUUGUAUAUCUGUGUCGAAAGGAUUGAUUUCUAUUCAAUUUAUUUUUCAGAGAAUAUCAAUAAAUAACAAUGCAGUCCGUCCUAAACCUGUCAAUCUUACUGGGAUUCUAUGUUUGCGAGUGUUGAAGCACAAACUAAAGUAUACUUCAUGUGUACUGAUGUACUAAGGCUGUCUAAUAAAUUGGCUUACAUUACAAA
Sinocyclocheilus grahami is the source of this 3288-nucleotide messenger RNA. RefSeq names its product syntaxin-binding protein 1-like. Gene Ontology annotation, biological process: vesicle-mediated transport. The coding region runs from base 14 to 1711 and encodes 565 amino acids. The record is from RefSeq and is a predicted model, not a curated record. The transcript is spliced from 18 exons. NCBI's taxonomy places the organism in Eukaryota, Metazoa, Chordata, Actinopteri, Cypriniformes, Cyprinidae.